Strongylocentrotus purpuratus (purple sea urchin) is the source of this 3343-nucleotide messenger RNA. Its product is annotated as actin, cytoplasmic. Lineage: Eukaryota; Metazoa; Echinodermata; Echinoidea; Camarodonta; Strongylocentrotidae. The coding region runs from base 1930 to 3195 and encodes 421 amino acids. The transcript has 5 exons. The record is from RefSeq and is a predicted model, not a curated record.
GAAGAAAAAGGGGAGUAAGGGAAGUAUGUCGAGAUCGACCGAGGAACCCUCAACUUCGACGACGACAGCGGAGCCGCCCACAGCAAGAAGUAUGUAGCACAAAUAUAUAGGCGUGUGAACAUUUACAUUAUAUUGGUUCGGUUUAGUUUGAUGGUUUAUUUUACCUGACUGUUAACAUCAAGAAAGAAUGCAUGUCCUAAUGAGUAGGUAACUUAGGGAACUAACGGCAAAGGGAGUCUUGGUAAUGAGGAUUAAUUAUUACAAUAGAGCAACAGCACAUCGACUUGGUUUCGGAGCUAGGUCCUCCAGUUACGAGACCACUGCUUCAGCUGUCGGACCUCCUCCGUACCUAAGUGGAUGAGCUACAUGUAUGAAUAGUGAAUUCUAUACAGGGGCGGAUUAUUAUCUAUAUUUGAAUGGUUUGGUGUGCUAAGGCUUGAGAACCCGCCGAUUUUAGUUAGAGGGCCGUUUGAGUAUUUUAAAAUCAGAUCGAGUCGACUUGUACAAAAACUUGUUUGGACUAUUCACUAGUUUGAAUUUCUCUCCCCAUGAUCCCACACAAAUUCCUAGGCUGAGUUUAGUCCUACUCCAUUCCCAAUCGCGUACAUGUAUAUACCGUCUGCCAGUAGCUAUAGUAUAAGUGGGCGUGGCACUUUACAAGGGAACUUGAUCUUUACCCUAUGAUCAAAUCAGAGGCAAUUUUCAAUACCUUAUUGGGGUCUUUUGUAUAUCCCUUAGAAGUUAGGUUCGGAUAUGAAAUACGUGUACACAUGUAUAUUGUAAACCUUGUUCAUUACAUUGUAAAUUCACAUAUUAGUUUGAACUAUCAUAUUUUUAAUAAAGAUCACAUUGUUUUAGCUGAUGCUACACCCAACAGUAUAAUUGACGUCACUCUCGUUUUGUCCAUUUUAGAAUAACUCCUGGAACCCCGUAACAAAGAUAUAUCCGUCUCUCUCCUUUCUUCCCCGCUCUCUCUUCUUUCCCUCUCUCUCUCUCUCUCAUAUCCACUCCACCUACCCCACCUUAUACCUCUCGUAUAUAUAUAUAUUUACAUAUUAGGCGUAUAACAAUAUAUGUCAUAAUUUUCGUGUAUAAUACUGAUGGUGCAAAAUUCGAUACAAUUUCUUCAGUGAAUAACAUAAGCCAAGAAACCCUUUCAAAAUCAAGGGGAAAUACCGUACCAUAAAAUCUGUCUACGUGCAGUUGCAUUUGUGCUACUCACUUUAAUGAUGAAUUGAAAUAAUUUAGUAGUUCCGUCGGUGUGUUUUCACCGUAAAUUUUGACUUUUGUAAACCUCUAUUCAAGAUCAAAGUAACCAACUAUCAUAACGCUUAUUAUUCUCUCCGUGUCGGUAUUCAUUUUGCGAACGUCGAAAUCCCCAGAAAAUCACACAAUCACCUUGAGUCAUGUGACCGAUCAAAGGUCUAAAAAUGAAAUCAUGCACUACUUCAAUAAUCAAUGUCAGCCCGAUUUAGCAUUGUAGUGAUAUCAAUAUACAGGUGUAUUGUUAUAAUUCAAGUGGUAUUUCAGAAUUGGCAUUUCGGUAAAUCAUGAAGGCAAAGUCCCUUCGUGCUUUUUGUUCUCGCCACGGUUUCGGAAUAGCUAACCUCGAUAUUGGUUGUAUGUAACACAUUUAUGUGAUUAGAUUUAUUCGUCAAGGAUCAACGUAUUAGAUUUUUGAAGCGUCGUUGAAUCGUUAGUGAACACAUUAAGACCUGUCGAAGCGUCGUUGAAUCGUCAAUGAACAAAAUAUUGAACUUAAUUCGAUUUUGUUUUCGUCAUUGAUCAAAGUAUUGGGUUUGUUGAAGCUUCGUUGAAUCGUCAAUUAACACAUUUUGGACUUGCUGAAGUGCCGUUGAAUAGUCAGUGAACAAAAUAUUGGGAUUGUUGAUGAGUCGUUGAGUCGAGGAACAAUUAUUUACCGGCACAAUGGGGAAAUCAGCGUCAAAGACUGCAAUGGAGAAGUCGGCAAGAAAGAAGAAAAAGGAGAGUAAGGGAAGUAAGUCGAGAUCGACCGAGGAACCCCCAACUUCGACGACGACGACGACAGCGGAGCCGCCCACAGCAGGAACACCACAGACAAACAUUGAGACCUCCCAGCCAGCCGAUACCAACGUUCACCGCGAGAAUGUCGUCGAACCGAAGGAGCCACUCCAAAAUUUACUACCAGCCGUGAUCAUCGACAACGGAUCGUACUCGUGUAAAUACGGGUUUGCGGGAAAAUCAUCACCGGAUGGCGAAGUCCGAACCAUAGUCGGCAGACAUCAACAAAACGAAGAUGAUUCGUACGUCGGCAAUGAUGCCCUCAACAAGCGGAGUGUUCUAGACAUCAGUCAACCCAUUCAACGAGGUCUUGUGAAAAACUGGGAAGACAUGGAAACCGUUUGGGAGUUCAUCUACCGGCGCAAACUCCGAGUCAAACCCGAAUCAAGACCAGUCGUGCUCACCGAACCGGCAUUGAACCCGAAGGAAAAUCGAGAAAAAAUGAUUGAGAUCAUGUUCGAGAAGUUCGAGGUCCCGGCCUUUUACCUUGUCAAGCAAUCUAUGUGCGCCCUCUUCGCUUCGGAAGUAAUGACCGGUACCGUGAUUGACAUCGGUGACGGCAUCACGGACAUUGUACCAAUCUAUAACGCCGUGGUCGUUGACGGAUCCGUUCGUCGUCUCGAGCUCGCCGGCCGCGACAUCACCGAGUAUAUGAUGAAGAGUCCCGCUGCACGCGGGGAGAAAAUUACCUAUGAGAUCGCACAGACGAUGAAGACAAGCACAUGCGAGGUCGUCGCCGACUUCGAUGAGGUGACGCGUCUUCAGCGCGAAGGCCAGGACGUCCACCAUCUCUACGCCACAGAGGCUCUCUUCCAGCCCUCCAUCUUCGGCCGCAACCACCCAGGCAUCCACGCCACCACCAUCGACAGCAUCAUGGCCUGCGGGGAGGGGACCCGCGACCAAGUCGGGGCCAACGUCGUCCUCGUCGGCGGCUCCAGCGUCUUCCGCGGGUUCCACGACCGGUUGGAGCGGGAGCUGAUGGAGCUGGCUCCGCCUACAAUGCCGCUCCAGAUCCUGGACCGGCAGAAUAGGGAGAGUAUCGUCUGGGUGGGGGCAUCCAAGUUUGCCACACGUCCGGCAUUCAAUCAGCAAGCCAUCAGCAGCCAAGAAUAUUUCGAAGUCGGCCCGGAGAUCGUUCACCGCAAACCUUAAACAAAUGUUUUUAUUUCUAUAGUUAGCCUAAGUUUAUUUUGUUUUAAAGGAAGUAUUAAACCUAGGAAUAAUGUCUUUUAAAUGUUGAUAACGCCUGACUGGAAUGCUCCCCAGGGAAUGGAGAUUGUGCACACAGUGUGCGGGGGCA